Molecule: messenger RNA, 756 nt
Organism: Prionailurus viverrinus (fishing cat)
Lineage: Eukaryota; Metazoa; Chordata; Mammalia; Carnivora; Felidae
Gene: BPIFA1
Product: BPI fold containing family A member 1
Exons: 7
Coding region: 1-756 (251 amino acids)
Biological process (GO): immune response in nasopharyngeal-associated lymphoid tissue; negative regulation of single-species biofilm formation in or on host organism; antimicrobial humoral immune response mediated by antimicrobial peptide
Molecular function (GO): lipid binding
Source: RefSeq, a predicted model, not a curated record
AUGUUUCAAACUGGGGGCCUCAUUGUCCUCUGUGGGCUGCUGGCCCAUACCACAGCCCAGCUGGAAGUCCUGCCCUUGCCCCUGGACCAGAACCUGCUUUUGGCUGGGACUCCACCCCAGGCCCCACAUCCCACAGAUCUUGCUGGAAGCUUAACAAGUGGUCUCAGCAGUGGCCUGCUCUCUGGGGAUCUGUUGGGCAUUCUACAAAACCUUCCACUCUUGGACAUCCUGAAGACUGGAGGAGACACUUCUGGGGGCCUGCUUGGGAAAGUGACUUCAUUGGUCCCUGUCCUGAACAACAUCAUUGAUCUGAAGAUCACUAAUCCCCAGCUCCUGGAACUAGGACUUGUGCAGAGCCCUGAUGGCCAUCGUCUCUAUGUCACCAUCCCUUUGGGCAUGAUCCUCAAUGUGAAUACGCCCCUGGUCGGAAGUCUGUUAAAGCUGGCUGUGAAGCUAAACAUCACUGCAGAAAUUUUAGCUGUGAAAAAUGAACAGGGGAAGAUCCACCUGGUUCUUGGUGACUGCACUCACUCCCCUGGGAGACUGCAAAUCUCUCUGCUUGAUGGAUUUGCUCCCCUCCCCAUUCAAAGCCUUGUCGACAGUCUCAGCGGCAUCUUGAAUAAAGUCCUUCCUGAGCUGGUACAGGGCAAGGUGUGCCCUCUGGUCAAUGAGGUUCUCAGCCACUUGGACGUCACCCUGGUGCAUUCCAUUGCUGACAUGCUGAUCCAUGGGCUGGAAUUUGUCAUCAAGGUCUAA